This is a messenger RNA of Hirsutella rhossiliensis, 1653 nucleotides long. Its product is annotated as sulfatase domain-containing protein. The record is from RefSeq and is a predicted model, not a curated record. Bases 1 to 1653 code for a protein of 550 amino acids. NCBI's taxonomy places the organism in Eukaryota, Fungi, Ascomycota, Sordariomycetes, Hypocreales, Ophiocordycipitaceae. The transcript has 3 exons. Gene Ontology annotation, molecular function: sulfuric ester hydrolase activity.
AUGUCUCCCGACAUCAACUCUCUCCCGCCCUCGUCGGCCACAGCCCACGUCGCAAAGGCCUCCGAUGGAUCCAAGCCCAACAUCCUCUACGUCAUGGCCGACCAGCUUGCCGCUCCUCAGCUCCGAAUGUACAACCCCGAGUCGCAGAUCAGGACGCCCAACCUGGACCGCCUCGCCGCCGGUUCCGUCCAGUUCGACUCGGCCUACUGCCCGUCCCCCCUCUGCGCCCCCUCGCGCAUGAGCAUGAUCACGGGGCUGCUGCCCGCCAAGAUUGGCGCCUGGGACAACGCCUCUCAGGUCAACUCGGAGGUGCCCACAUACGCCCAUUACCUCCGCUCCAGGGGCUACGAUACCGCCCUCGCCGGCAAGAUGCACUUUGUCGGUGACCAGCUCCACGGCUACGAGCGGCGCCUGACCAGCGACAUCUACCCGGGCGACUUCGGCUGGGCCGUCAACUGGGACGAGCCUGACACACGCCUCGAGUGGUACCACAACGCCAGCUCCAUCCUUCAGGCCGGGCCCUGCGGCCGCAGCAACCAGCUCGACUACGACGAGGAGGUCAUGUUCAAGAGCACCCAGUACCUAUGGGACCACGUCCGUCAAGGCCCCAACAAGCGGCCUUUUGCCCUGACGGUCUCCCUCACUCACCCACACGAUCCGUACACCAUCACCAAGAAAUACUGGGACCUAUACGAGGAUGUUGACAUCGCCCUGCCCAAGGUCCGCAUUCCCAAGGAGAAGCUCGACACGCACAGCCAGCGCCUGAUGCGCGUCAGUGAUCUCUGGGACCACGACUUGACCGACGACCAGAUCAAGCGAGCCAAGCGGGCCUACUAUGGCUCCGUCAGCUACGUUGACGACUGCAUCGGCAGGCUCCUCGAGACGCUCGCCGAUGCCGGCCUGGCCGACAACACCAUUAUCAUCUUCAGCGGUGACCAUGGCGAUAUGCUCGGCGAGCGAGGGCUCUGGUACAAGAUGAGCUACUUUGAAUCCUCGGUCCGUGUUCCGCUCCUCGUCCACUACCCCAAGUGGUUCGAGCCUCACCGUGUCUCCCGCAACGUCUCGACCCUCGACCUGCUGCCCACCAUCUGCGACCUGAUCGGCACCAAGCCCGCGUCAUACCUCCCCAUGGACGGUAUAAGCAUGAUGCCGCAUCUGCAGGGAAAGGACGGGCACGACACCGUCUUUGCCGAGUAUGCCGGCGAGGGUACCGUCCGACCCAUGAUGAUGAUUCGGCGCGGGCCCUGGAAGUACAUCACCUGCCCGGCAGACGAACCCCAGUUCUACAACUUGGAGAGAGAUCCUCUCGAGUUGGACAACCUGGCUCGCCUGGUCAAAGUACCCCCCCAGACCCCCGAGCAAGAGGAGGCCAAGGCCAUGUUCGAGCAGUACGACGCCGAGGCCAAGGCCAAGUGGGACUUUGACGCCAUCACGGCACAGGUGCUCCAGUCGCAGCGCAGCCGUCGCCUGGUCUGGGACGCUCUCAGGCAGGGCACCUUUACCAGCUGGGACUAUGACCCCAUUGACGAUGGUCGGACCAAAUACAUACGCUCCACAAUCCCCCUUGACGAGCUCGAACGUCGUGCUCGUUAUCCGUUUGUCGAUUCCCACGGCUACACGAUCAACAAGGCCGUCAGCUCAACUCGCGGGUGA